AUGAUAAUCAAAGUAAAGACUCUGACCGGUAAGGAGAUUGCAGUUGAACUAAAUGGCGAAGAUCCUAUCUACAGGAUCAAAGAGUUGUUAGAGGAGAAGGAAGGUAUUCCACCAUCCCAGCAGAGGCUUAUAUUCCAGGGCAAACAAAUAGAUGAUCAACAGACUGUUUCCUCUGCCAAGCUGGUGGAUGGCAUGCAAUUGCACCUGGUGUUGACAUUAAGAGGUGGUAAAUAA
This is a messenger RNA of Zygosaccharomyces rouxii, 234 nucleotides long. RefSeq names its product NEDD8 family protein RUB1 (gene RUB1). Gene Ontology annotation, molecular function: ubiquitin protein ligase binding; protein tag activity. Gene Ontology annotation, cellular component: cytoplasm; nucleus. NCBI's taxonomy places the organism in Eukaryota, Fungi, Ascomycota, Saccharomycetes, Saccharomycetales, Saccharomycetaceae. Gene Ontology annotation, biological process: regulation of proteolysis; protein neddylation; modification-dependent protein catabolic process. Bases 1 to 234 code for a protein of 77 amino acids. The record is from RefSeq and is a predicted model, not a curated record. The transcript is spliced from 2 exons.